Molecule: messenger RNA, 1032 nt
Organism: Wyeomyia smithii (pitcher-plant mosquito)
Lineage: Eukaryota; Metazoa; Arthropoda; Insecta; Diptera; Culicidae
Exons: 1
Coding region: 1-1032 (343 amino acids)
Biological process (GO): DNA integration
Molecular function (GO): nucleic acid binding
Source: RefSeq, a predicted model, not a curated record
AUGGGAAACCUACCAGAGUCUAGAGUAGUACCUUCCCCUCCGUUCGCCGUAACAGGUGUCGACUAUGCCGGGCCCUUUUGGACGAAACAAGGAUCACGUCGACCUGCAAUAGUGAAAUCGUACGUAGCAGUGUACGUUUGUAUGACGACUAAGGCUGUUCACCUGGAGGCCGUGUCCGAUUUGAGCACCGAUGCUUUCCUGACUUCUCUCCGACGACUGAUUGCUCGACGGGGCAUGAUUCGUGAGUUGCACUCGGAUAAUGCUACUAACUUCCGAGGCGCCAACCAUGAAUUAAGAGCAUUGUACCAACAAUUCCAUAAUCAACAAUUCGUUGAGUCGAUUCAGUCUUUCUGUAGCAGCCGUGAAAUCGAGUGGCACUUCAUCCCACCCGAUGCCCCUGCAUUUGGCGGCUUGUGGGAAGCGGCGGUGAAAUCCUGCAAAACUCAUCUUAAACGUAUUGUCGGUAACGUGAAGUUAACUUUUGAGGAACUGGCUACAGUCUUAGCACAGAUUGAGGCUGUCAUGAACUCCAGACCGCUGUUUACCAUCUCCAAUGAUCCAGCAGAUCCACUUGUGAUCACGCCAGCUCACUACCUCAUCGGUCGACCACUUACAGCUCCCGCUGAACCAUCGUUAGAAGAUGUCAAGGUUUCUCGUUUAAGCCGCUGGCAGCAUCUCCAACUUCUCCGUGAACAAUUUUGGCGUGCUUGGAGCCGAGACUAUUUAAACACCCUACAACCCAGGAAAAAGUACCUACGAGAGAUGCCCAACGUUCGUGUCGGCAUGAUUGUGCUACUGCAUGAUCGAAAUCAACCUCCUCUGAAUUGGAAACUAGGUCGCAUCGAAGAAGUCUACCCUGGCGAUGAUGGGCUUGUACGAGCAGUAGAUGUCUUCUCCAACGGUCACCAUUUUCGACGUCCAAUCAACAAGGUUUCAAUUCUACCGAUUGAGGACAACCCAUUAGUUGGAAACUUCGACGAUCGCCGAGUUCCGCAACCGGGGGAGGAUGUUCCGUCUCCCCACCAAAACUAA